GUGAUUACAGAGCCUUACAGUGAACCUUGAAAUCAGAUGGAGCAGCUAUCAGAUGAAGAAAUUGACCAUGGUGCUGAAGAAGACAGUGACAAGGAAGAUCAAGACCUGGACAAAAUGUUUGGAGCCUGGCUGGGGGAGCUGGACAAACUCACUCAGAGUUUGGAUUCUGAUAAGCCCAUGGAGCCAGUAAAAAGAUCUCCUCUUCGCCAGGAAACAAACAUGGCCAAUUUUUCUUAUCGCUUCUCUAUAUACAACUUGAAUGAAGCUCUGAACCAGGGAGAAACUGUGGAUUUGGAUGCCCUAAUGGCCGAUCUUUGCUCGAUAGAGCGGGAGCUUAGCAGUAUCGGUGCAGGAAAUAGUAAGCGUCAAAUCACAGAAACAAAAGCCACUCAGAAAUUACCUCCUAGCCGACAUACAUCAAAACAUGGCACCUUGAAAGGAUUAUCUUCCUCGUCGUCUAAUAGGAUAACUAAACCAUCACAUGCCAACUACUCCCUUGAUGACAUCACUGCACAAUUAGAGCAGGCCUCCUUGAGCAUGGAUGAGGCUGCUCAGCAAUCUGUACUAGAAGAUACUAAGCCCUUAGGAACUAAUCAGCACAGAAGAACGGCGUCAGCAGGCACAGUGAGUGAUGCUGAAGUACGCUCUAUUAGUAACUCCUCUCGUUCCAGCAUCACUUCUGCAGCCUCCAGCAUGGACUCUUUGGAUAUUGAUAAAGUAACGCGCCCUCAAGAACUGGACUUGACACAUCAGGCGCAGCCAAUUACCGAGCAUGCUAUUUCUCUGAGAUGUCCCAGCAAGCAGGUCAAGCAUCAUAUUGACUUCACAGAAGAACAGGCUGAGCUGACACCUCACUCCUAUCUGGACAGGGAAACCUCCCUUCUUCUGAGAAACAUUGCAGGAAAACCUUCUCAUUUGCUGACCAAGGAAGAACAAGCAGCAAAAUUGAAAGCUGAGAAGAUCAGAGUUGCCCUAGAGAAAAUUAAAGAGGCGCAAGUGAAAAAGCUGGUGAUUAGAGUCCACAUGUCUGACGAUAGUUCUAAAACAAUGAUGGUGGAUGAGAGGCAGACAGUGAGACAAGUGCUGGAUAACCUGAUGGACAAAUCCCACUGUGGCUAUAGUUUAGACUGGUCGCUGGUGGAAACCAUCUCUGAGUUGCAAAUGGAGAGAAUCUUUGAAGACCAUGAAAACUUGGUUGAAAAUCUCCUUAAUUGGACAAGAGAUAGUCAAAACAAGCUUAUAUUUAUGGAACGUAUAGAAAAAUACGCACUUUUCAAAAACCCACAGAAUUAUCUUCUGGGGAAAAAGGAAACAGCUGAGAUGGCAGAUAGAAACAAAGAAGUGCUAUUGGAGGAAUGUUUUUGUGGAAGUUCUGUAACUGUACCAGAAAUUGAAGGAGUCCUUUGGUUGAAAGAUGAUGGCAAGAAGUCCUGGAAAAAGCGUUAUUUUCUUUUGCGAGCAUCUGGUAUCUACUAUGUCCCUAAAGGAAAAGCAAAGGUCUCUCGGGAUUUGGUGUGCUUUCUCCAGCUGGAUCAUGUCAAUGUUUAUUAUGGACAGGACUAUCGGAACAAAUACAAAGCACCUACGGACUAUUGUCUGGUGCUAAAGCACCCACAGAUUCAGAAGAAAUCUCAGUACAUCAAAUACCUUUGCUGUGAUGAUGUGAGGACCCUGCACCAGUGGGUUAAUGGUAUUCGUAUUGCAAAGUAUGGAAAGCAGCUCUACAUGAACUAUCAAGAAGCCUUGAAGAGGACAGAGUCAGCUUAUGAUUGGACUUCCUUAUCCAGCUCCAGCAUUAAAUCAGGAUCCAGUUCUUCCAGCAUCCCAGAGUCUCAGUCAAAUCACUCUAAUCAGUCUGAUAGUGGAGUAUCUGACACCCAGCCUGCAGGCCACGUGCGCUCCCAAAGCAUCGUGAGCUCCAUCUUCUCCGAAGCCUGGAAACGAGGCACUCAGCUGGAAGAGUCCAGCAAGUUUAGAUGGGGCAACACCAUUGAGUGCCAGUGCCUUACUUUUGUUCCAGAGAAGCUGCUAAUGGUUGACUAUUUCUUCAUGUUACUGAUUAAACCUCCCCCGACCCCGCAGCGGAACUCCAGCAUCAAGGCCGGCGCCGGCGCCGAGCACCCUGAGCCGAAGAGGCCCUCGGUGGACAGUCUGGUCAGCAAGUUUGCUUCGCCAGCGGAACCCUCGGGGUCUCCCAGCAAAGAGACCCCACCACCUCCUGCAGCGCCCCCCAAACCUGGAAAACUAAAUCUUUCUGGAGUUAACCUUCCCGGAGUUCUCCAACAGGGGGGUGUGGCAGCAAAGUCCGCCGUCCUGAGCGGGCGGGCCAGGGACGCCUCCGCGGCGGAGUUUCCUUCCCCUCCGUCGGACUCGGACUUCCCGCCGCCGCCGCCUGAGCUCGAGCUCCCUCCGCCCCCUGCGGAGCUGCCAGCCGCGUUCUCGGGAAACACCUCUCCGAAAGUGGCGGUCGUGAACCCGCAGCCGCAGCCGUGGGCCAAAACGUCGGUCAGGAAGGCGCCUCCGCCCACACGACCCAAGCGGAACGACAGCACCCGCCUCACGCAGGCCGAGGUCUCCGAGCAGCCGGCCACGGCCACAGUCGUGCCCCAAGUGCCCACCUCGCCCAAGUCCAGCCUUAGUGUCCAGCCUGGGUUCCUGGCUGACCUCAACAGGACACUACAGCGGAAGUCCAUCACGCGGCACGGCUCGCUGUCGUCCUCCCGCGUGUCCAGAGCCGAACCCACAGCCACCAUGGAUGACAUGGCACUGCCCCCGCCACCGCCCGAACUGCUUUCCGAUCACCAGAAAGCUGGUUAUGGAGGCAGCCAUAUAUCCGGCUAUGCCACAUUGCGGCGAGGGCCGCCCCCCGCGCCCCCCAAGAGAGACCAAAACACCAAGCUCUCAAGAGACUGGUAGUUACCGCAGGACUCGGUUUUCACGGUGUCUGUAAUCAGUUCUACAAUCAGCUCACCUGAUCAUCUAUGAAUUCAGGUGUUCAGAGCCUCCCGGUAUGUUGUUAUUCAGGUAGUGUCCGGCUAUAUGUGUGUGUGUACGUGUGCGUGUACACGCAUAGCUAUACAUAAGGUAGUGUGUGAAUAUAUGUAUACAUGUGUGUGUUUAUGUAUAUAUCUAGCUGAGAGUGAUUCUAUUUAUUCCUUUUCUCCUAAUCUGAAAAUGGGUGUUGUGUAUUUUGGGUGGAAGAGGCAUGGAAAGGGGUGUGUGUCCUAUAUCCCUUAUGGUUUCUAUUAUCAGUCGUGUGGAUUGGACCAAAAAAACUUGCGCUGACUUAUUGGGAAGGUAUUUUACAAGUGUCCAUGUGCGGCCAUCUGUGUGUGUUGUGUAUUUUAUACUAAGUGGGACAUGUACAAGGUGCUGCACCGCAGCUUGGGAAGACGACCGAAAUGUUGGUGUAUCUGGGCUUUGGGUUUUUCCUCAGUUGGCUGAAGUUAGAACUGCUUGACACUUCCUUACUGGACAUAAAGGGGCACUUUAAAUCAGGAAAACCUCUCCGCUUCAUAGAACGGGUAAAGAGUUCAGUAUGGGGAGCCUUUCCCAGACGUGGCUGUGCACCGGAAGCAAGUCCCUGGCCUAGCUAACCAUUCCCGUCGCAGCACCUGACCUAGGACGUGCUGCCACAGGUGAGCUCUUUCCCGACAACACGUGGAUCAUUUAGUGUUAGAAUCCCGGGUAGUUCUUUGUGUAUGCUGGAAUCCUUUCCUUCAUGGGCUUUGUGAAGCUUUAUCAGGCUUGGCCUCGUGAUCCUUGCUUGGACUUAUUGUAAGAGAAUACCCAACACAGUACCCCGGAAUGCUGUCCCAGUAUGUCUUUGUGUCACCGGUUAUCUUCUUAUACUGUAUGCUUUAGAUAGAUGUUGAUAUUAGGUAUCUGUAGACAAUUGCUAUAUCAAAUAUACCCAUCCUGUGUCCAAUACGGCGCAUCAUUACGAAAAACAAAUCACCUUUCUGAAAUGUGUCUUUUGUGUGUAUUGCUCUCUAGAAGGAUGGGAUGAUUAGAAGAGAGAACAAAACUGGCCCCUGUACAGGUAUCAUUGAUCAGGUUGUAUAUGGAUUGUAACAAGUGAUACAAAGAAUUCCUUUGAGUACGGGACUAUCAUGGAGGGGAAAAGAAUCAGUGAGCUUGUGGUACUGGAGCACCCUAGGGCCCUUGCCUGUUGGAGCCUGGUUGUGGAGAUUUGUCCAGAUUACCAGGUGUUCUGAUGGAGUAGUGCAGCCCAAGUACAGGAAGUGACGUUGCAUAUUAUACAUGUGCAGUCUGGCAUAGCAUGAGUGCAUUGCUCUAAUGACAUACUAUAAUUAGGCUUCACACUACACUUCUUAAGCUUUUUUUUUCCUGUGAAUUUUCCUUGGUAUCUGAGAGAAAUGUGAUGAUAAAUUGACUGUUAGGAAUAAAAUGCAAUCUCAGAGUUGCUCUUAGAAUAACAACUAGCCACCUCAGCAAUGGUAAAUGAGCACAUCUCAUGACGAAAGUCUCUGCCUGUUGUGACUAAGGAUUAGCAGUGCAGACUAUGAAAAUCUCUGACACUGUCCCACAGGGACAAAGUCAGGCCAGUGUAGUGGGGCAGACAGUAACUCACUCAAGAAUAAGUGAAGGUUGUACUGUGUAUACAAGAUGCCCAUAUAACCCGCUCUCCAAGAAAGUACCACAUCAUACAGAGUAAGUGACACCUCUCUCCGUUGUUACAUCUCUGCGGCAUUGUUCAGUAUGUUUAUGUGGUUAUAGAGCAAUAAGAAUAUAUACCAUUGUGCAUUUUUUUAGAGCCCUGCUUCUUUAAAAGAUACCUUUUGGAUAUUUUCAAUUGCUCACAAAGUUUUGUGGGCUUGAUAUUGUUAUGCUUAUGAAGUGACCUUUAACAUCUGCAUUAACUUGAGUGUGCACAGCAGUUGGGUAACGUUUGUGUAGAUUGCCAAGCUCCACUGUGACUCAUAAGUGAAGUGAUUUCCUAGUCUCUGCUUGCAGUUUUAUAUUCUAAAAAUCACCCUUAUCUGUGGGUAAAGAGUUAAUGAGAAUGUGAAUCCAAUGAUAUAUUCAUCACUAGGGUUUUUGUGGUGGUGGUGGUCUCUAUACAUGAAGGUGGACAACUUUAGUACUGUUCCUUUAAUCUUCCCUCACCAAUGAUUUGAGCCCUAAGAUAUGUCCUUUUGUUUUUUUCAGUGUGGGCUUUCUUGGAACUUGUUUGUGUCAGUCCUAGUGACAGCCAUCCCUGGACUGAUGCUUUCAGUGUAUCUUUUUCCUGAAAGAGCAGACAUCCUUUAGAACAGUAGGGACAUGGAGAACAGAGCUGGGUCAGAGGAGGCACUGCCUGCCAAUUUUACCCUAAUCCAGUGGCUUGUCUGACAAUAGGUUGUUUCUUUUUACAUUUCUCCAAAGAUGGAAAAGGCUAUUAAUCAACUUUUUUCCUUUGUUAUAUGUAAAAGAACUGAAUCAAAAAAACCAAAUACUUUAUAUUCUAGUGGUUUUAUUCCCUAGUGGGCUUUUUUAAAAUUGGAUUUCUGUUGGGCUGUAGUUUUGUAGGGUUUUUUUGUUGUUUGUUUGAGACUCCUGUUAUUUUUGUAACUGUUUCUUUUCUCUGGAGUGUUAUGGUAAACACUACUGCCGGCUGACACUAGCACUGUGCCUUCUUUCACUGCCUUCUGCUCAGCAGCUCUAACCCAGCAGAGCUUCUUCAAGUCAGAGAAAAUCAGGACAGUUAACUUGGUUGUACUGAAAACCGAACAGCAUGCCUCCUGCUAUGGGGGCAGCGCAGACAGGGCCUGUUAGAGCUAGUGACCUGGUUAGGUAGCAGCACACUUAACUUUUACCACAGGUAAUUUCAAAAUGGGAUCACCCUAUGCUUCAAGUUUUGGCACCGACUCUGAAGGUCAGCAACAACUUACAUCAAGUUCAAUGGUACGAACAUAAAUGUUAGACUGUUUUCUACUGAAAUUUUAUCAGGUUGGCUUUUACUGCUCAAAUAAAUACAUUUUCUUUCCUUAGCUACUAUAAUUCUCACUUGGGAAAAAGUAACGUAUCUUAAGGUUUUUACAGAUACCCACUUAACUGUAAAUUGGAUUUUUAAAAUAUCUAAGAUUUUUUAAAAUAAGAAGGAUUGCUGGCUCUUAAAAGCUAUAGGAAAUGAUUUUUAUCAGAAAAUUUCAAAUUAAGUAUUAUAGACAUGGUGUUUUACAGGCAAAAAUCAAGGUGCUCCUGGCCACUGACGGCAUAUUCUAAGGACUGUGAACUAUCUUGGAAGUCCCCUCUUUAUGUUAGUGCACUUGCCACUGAAAACAAUGCUGAGUUUAUCAAGAAAGUUAAACAAAAUUGGGAAAUCAUGAAUAAUUCCAGUAGAUUGACAACUCAGAUCAAGGAUAAUAAGAGCUGAGCAUCCAAUUAGAGUUCAGAAGCUGCUAUUCUGGGAGAAUACAACUGGUAAUAAGUGUGGGUCAAGGAUGUAAAUUAGACUGAAAAAAAUUUCAAGUAAUGAUGUGGAUUGGUUUGAUUUGACUAUCAGGGCACCAACAGAACCUUUCUCACCUUUUUUUCCUCUGCUAAAAGCAAUUUUAUUUUACAAACACAAGGUGAUUUUAAAACAAGUAAAAAGUGUUUUCCUAAUUUUAUACAUUACCAAACUUUUUCAUAUACCUUCAGAACUAACAAAUUGUAACUAAUGUAAUCUCACAGAUUUUGUUCAAAUUUAGACCAACUGAACCUGUAUGACCCUGCAUGAUUACAGCUUUAAAUGAAACAGGUAUAAUAAUUUGGAUUUAUACACUUGAGAGGAUGCUAUCUCUAAAAAUGACUUUAGGUUACAAGUAUCUUUUGGCACUUUGAGUCUUAUAUACUUCAUAUCAUUUGUAUAAAGCAGGACAUCCCUUAUCCUGUAGGAAUAUGUAUGUGACCACUCACAAAGCUGAGAUUUGAUCCAUAGAGAGAGAUGCAAGUGGAAUAGAGUUAAAUAUCCCACUAUCUUUUAAGAUUUGUUUUCCUUUAAAAAUUCAGUAGAACACUGUUUCUACACCUUUACCACUCCAUCCCUCAAACUAAACAAGUGCUCUGUUGUGCCCUUAGGUCUAUAUGUAAAAGAAACCUGAAAUUUAGCUGUAAAAUAAACUUACUAAAUAAAAAUAAGCAAAACAGUAUACUUGAUUAACACUUGGAGGAAAUAAUCUGUUGGUUUGCUCUUUGUUUGUUGAAGUAAAAAACCAUUUAGAAGAGAAAACAUUAUCUGCUAUAAUCCCCAGUGCCUUGAACUCUUUGGAGGAAUAGCGUAAGAAAAAAAAUCUAACAAGCAAACUUUGCGGUGCUAAUGAAAGAGAAGGAAGGUGACUGAUUCUAGUUUACAUAAGAAAUAGAAAAAGUGACUAUCUUACAAGAGAUGGCUUCAUCUACCUUAAUGGGCGGGGACUGGCUGCUUUCUACCAAAGACAGAGAGAAGUGAGUCGAGUCAGGGGGAGGGUGAAUACUGCGUUAUGUCAGAUGGGAUGGCGAAGUUCAGAAGCGUGUUGAUCACGAUGGAUGGCUGUUAACACCAACCUCGUAAUGGUUGAAGCCUCUUCCUGUUCGUAGGCAGAACAUGCUCGCAGCACUUAAAGGGUUUGGAGAAGUCCUUGCAUUUUGGGAACUGUCCAUUGUUAAAUUUAUUGUAUUCUAAUACCAAAAACUGCCAUUUUCCAUGAUUCCUGCCCCUAUAUUUUUUCCUCUAUUUGUAAAUAAUCUCUCCUAGAAAAUAAGCAUUAACUGGAAUGUUUCAAAUGAUUUUGCUUAAUUUUAUUAUCAGCCAUUAGUGAACUCCUUUUAUAGAAAUGUACAUUUAAAAUAAAAUAUCCUUAGCUUGUUCUAAAUGUUGUAAAAACAUUGUUUACUGUUUUAAAGGAAAAUUGCACAUUAUAUUUAACUGGGAUUGCUCCCUCUCCCCAUUUCUUUAAAAAAUUGAGUCAAGGCUCACAGUGACAUCUAUGCCAUGGGAGCUUUGCUAUAAAUAAGUAAAUAGAUACAAUGUAGUAAUAUACUUUUUUAAAGCAUGAAAAAGAAGGCAAAAGGAACUGCAUUAUAAAGUACCUGAUAGAAGACAUUAUUCAAACGAUUAUGCACAGCUCGGUAAAGAUGAAGUUAAAAUUUUUCUUUCAGCUUUGUUGCUGUUUUCUUCUUAAAUGUAAGCUCUCAUUUCAUUAUGUGCCUUGCUCCCUGAUUGUGCAAACCUAUAUAUAGAUAGAUAUAUAAAUAUAUAUAUCUAUCUAUAUAUAUAUAUAUAGAUAUAGAUAGAUAGAUAUAUGAGAGAGAUAUAUUCAGUACUACUGACGAUGUUUUUGUUCUACUGCUGGAUUAAGUUAUUUCCCAAGUUACUCUUGCCAGUUACUGUCAGUGAACUGUUGUAAUGGCUUAGGACAGUAGUCACACAGUCAGUGUAAAUUUGUUUUUCAGUUACAUGUUUUCAUUAUGUCAGCUUACCCAAUCCUUAAUAAAAAGAAUACAUCGAUUUCAUUUAAA
This is a messenger RNA of Hipposideros armiger (great roundleaf bat), 8484 nucleotides long. It is a transcript of the gene RAPH1, whose product is annotated as Ras association (RalGDS/AF-6) and pleckstrin homology domains 1. The transcript has 17 exons. The coding region runs from base 37 to 2916 and encodes 959 amino acids. Gene Ontology annotation, cellular component: cytosol; plasma membrane. Lineage: Eukaryota; Metazoa; Chordata; Mammalia; Chiroptera; Hipposideridae. Gene Ontology annotation, biological process: signal transduction. The record is from RefSeq and is a predicted model, not a curated record.